UCGAGGAACUCUGCUCCCCUGCGCAGUGGAUAAACUCUGUCACUAUGGUGACCACAAAUUUAUAAAAUAAAAAUAAAAAACCAGGCGCCAAUAUGACAUGAUGUGAAUAUAAAUGAAAAUAUACCUAAAAAAAUAACUCUUGCACUAACAAGUGGGAGUUAUUUGCGAGGGAUUUUCCUUUGAGAAAUUUCUAACUUUAUUUUAAAAGGAACAAAUAGAAAGGAUAUUCACACGUGCCAAUUAAUACUGGCGAUCAAACAAAUAUCAUUCAAUAGCCUAUACCGCAAACAACUAUGUUUUUGCAGAAUUUCGUCUUUUUAAUUUUUUCAUACUUUUUUGCGCUGCUGUUCGUGUGUCAUCUGCCUCGAGUAUCCGGACAGAAGUCCACGGGUCCACGGUGGCUGAUCGGAGACCGGGAGGCUCACUGCAGCGUCGUCUGCUCGCGGACGCAGGGCCGGCCGGUGUGCGGCUCGGAUGGGCGGAGCUACGACACCGGGUGCGACCUGCAGAGGGCCAGGUGUAAGGACCGCACCCUCAGCCUCGCGCACCGCGGCCGCUGCAGAGGUAAAAACUGGGUGCGGAUUGGCCAGCCCCCCGCGGCUACUGCCCCGACGUCAACCUCUGAGGGGAAGGACGUGGAGCUGAGAGACGCGGGCCAGUCCAAGUGUCGCGUGGAGAGGAGCCAGGCCCUGGAGCAGGCCAAGCGGCCGCAGGAGAUCUUCAUCCCCGAGUGCAAGGACGACGGCUCCUUCUCCCAGGUGCAGUGCCACACCCUGACCGGAUACUGCUGGUGCGUGACCACGGACGGAAAGCCAAUCAGCGGCUCCUCCGUGCACAACAGGACCCCUAUAUGUUCAGGGUCAGUAACCGAUAAGCCACCGGGGCCUCCUAGCUCAGGGAGAAAAGUCUCUUUCCGUUUCUUUCUCACCCUGAAUCCAGACGAUGGCUCCAAACCCACCCCCACCAUGGAGACGCAUGUUAUCCCAGAGGGUGAUGGUGAAUCACCGCCCCCCACUUUAUGGAUAAAGCAGCUGGUGUACAUGGAGAAGAACAGCUCAAGCACCAGGAGACCAGAGAAGGUUCCUUCUUGUGACCAGGAGAGACAGAGUGCCCUGGAUGAGGCCAGGCAGAACCCCAGGGAGGCCAUCUUCAUCCCAGACUGUGGGCCGGGGGGCCUCUACCAGCCCGUCCAGUGCCACCAGUCCACAGGCUACUGCUGGUGCGUGCUGGUGGACACUGGGCGACCCAUCCCUGGGACCUCCACCAGGUACCAGACCCCUGAUGUGACAGCAGGUGCUCGCUCUCGCACUUCUGAGUCAGAAGAUCCCUUCAGGGAGAGAGACCUGCCUGGCUGUCCAGAGGGAAAGAAAGUAGAAUUCAUCACCAGCUUGUUAGACGCCCUCACCACUGACAUGGUGCAGGCCAUAAACUCACCGGCCCCCUCUGGUGGGGGGAGGUUCGCGGAGCCCGACCCCAGCCACACCCUGGAGGAGAGGGUGGUGCACUGGUACUUCGCCAAGAUGGACAACAACGGCAGCCAGGACAUCAACAAGAAGGAGCUGAAGCCCUUCAAGCGUUACGUGAAGAAGAAAGCCAAGCCCAAGAAGUGCGCCCGCAAGUUCACCGACUACUGCGACCUCAACCAGGACAAGGCCAUCUCCCUGCUCGAGCUGAAGGGGUGUCUGGGCGUCGGCAAGGACGGGGGCAGUUCAGUGAGCAGCAUCAACCCAGGGACAAGUAGGUCGUCUGGUGUGAAGGGUGACGGGCCCCGGAGCUGAAGGGGGGAGCCGGGGGCACAGAGAGAGAGCGUCUGUGUGCCUUCACACCGCGAGAGGGACAGCAGAAACAGAGAAAAAAGUUCCAGUUCAAAUAAAGAAGUGGCGCCAAAAUAUUUGCACUUUCUCCUCCCAAUGUUAAGUAUUGUACAUGUUUUUGUUUUUAUUUGAACGUAUGACUUAAAAAAGUCAACAGAAAUAUUAAUGAUUUAAGAGCUCAAUGCUGGUUCGAGAAAUUAUAAUUAAAAAGGAGGAACUGAGUCAUCGUUACAUUCAGCUGUGUUCCGACCAAUGGGUUUGCCACAGCUAAUUUUGUAUGACAUCACUAAAGCUAACCUGACCACCUCCUGAUUCCGCAGCAUGUGGUCAGCUACCUAAAAACAGGCUAUCCAGGGCCACGUUCAUGGCUAAAACAAGACGAUUUCGGCAAGCUUUAAACUGUUGUACGAUGUACUUAAACAAAAAAAACAAAAAAUGUGACACGUUACCAGGACCAUGUCAGUCUAUAGUCCAUGUUUAAUCUGGAAUCUGUCCGUGGUUUCUACCCUUCUUAUGUCACAAUAUUUAUUUUCACUGAUUUGUUACAUCUCACAGAAAUUAACUAGUUUAAGCCGUAGUGAAUCCCCGGUAUUUUGAUUUUGUGUUUUAGCCGUGAAUAGUCACGUUCAGUUACAGUUGUUGAUUUCCAGAGUACCAGCACUACAGAAUGUGUUUUGUGAUAGAUUAUGCCUUGUGUCUUGAGUGAAUUCCUAUUAAAAGAAAGAGAGAGAGAGAGAGAGAGAGAGAAAAAAGUUAGAGGCAGAAUGUGUUUGUUAUGAAUACAAAGUGUUGACGGUUGUAACCGACGGUGAUGUACAGAAGCAAGCUUUUGUGGAGCCACUGAUCUGGAGACAACCUGUGAUUGUGGAAAUCUGUGGGGGCACGCAGUGUUCUCCAUCCAUCCCAAGCAAAACACACUGUGCCACUCUGUGCCCAUCCUACACUCAGAAAUAAAGAGACAGUGGAGGCAGUGCAUUUAUGUUCUUCAAGGAUCAUAUUUCCCCAAAGUACCCUACAGAAGUACAGCAAUGUUCUAUUUGGGUACAAAUUAGCACAUUUUCCAAACAAAAAAGGUACACUUUAGUUCUAUAUUGCUGGCUGGGGCUACAAGUUCAUGCACCUAUAGGGUAGCCCCCCCAGCGACAAGCAUUUGUAUCUUUUUAGGCACUUUUCGUACCUUUAUUUCUGAGAAUGUUACCACUGUGCAGGUUGAGUUGGCGUGGGUUCACGUGGUUCAGAUCCCUCUUUGAAGAAAGUCAAAUAAAGUAACUAAUUAGAAGAACGACAGCAUACAGCCCCUCAGAUGGAUGCAGGCCUCUGUCAAAAGGUGAAGGUUUCUUUUUUUUGUGUUGUGCAUUUCUUUAUUUUUUUUGUCUUUUUUUUGUCUUUUUACGUUUGUGUAUUUGCUUGCUUAUAUGGACAUAUAAUUUGUACCGAGAAGCCUUAGCACCUGCUCGUGGAAUUAAAGGUAAAGAUGCUCACGAUGUAAAUAUGUAUCAUACGCUUUUCAUUCACCCGCUGUCCCACAUUGUCAGGCUUGGGUUUUGGCAUCUCCCUAAAAGCAGUUCCACCGUCGUUCAAGCUGCUCGACACAACCCCUCGCGGGCUAACGCCCUGUCAAUAAACCGAGUCAUACUGCAUCCACAUAACCCGACAGCAAGACCGUACACGCUACAAGAUUUGCGAAAUGUUUUUGAUAACGUCGUUUUGGCAGCGGUUUUGUAUUUUUCUUUGAUACGUUUCUUGCAUUGACUGUGCAGUCUUUUACUUCCCUGUGAACGGAGAAUGUCACCGGCUGCUGUGAGGGUUUUACGGAAAAAAGCAGAGUCAGGAAGUUUGAUACUGCAGACCCUGAACUGUCUGGAUCUUUUCUCUCUUUUCUUUUCCGCCAGUGUCACAGUGAUUACGGCUGGGACCGGUAGGCCCCUCUCUCUCUCUCUCCCUCCUUCUCUCUCUCUCUCUCUCUCUCUCUCCACCUGAGCAGCUCUCUUUGAAACACUGGGUCUGUGUGUCUGCCUCCAGCCCCCCCGGGGACGGAUCACAUUUUAAACAUCUAAAUUGUUUAGCGGCGCAGACAUGGUCGCAAUCACAGCUAAUCAACUGGAGGAGCCAUUGUGAAGGCGGGGUCCGCAGAGGACUGGGGAGGGGAAAGGAGAGAAAGAAAAGACAUUUUGAAGAGGUGUGACCAGCUAGCCGGCACAAGCUGUGUAGGGGCGUUCCCAAACUUUUUUUCUGAUACGACCCCCAAAUUAAUGUCCACAAAUUUACGUGACCUCAGCAUCACACCCACACACAUGCCUUGUGCCUAACAACCCCCUUUGAUUGUAUUGGCCGUGCCUAUAUAUAUACCACGGCCUCUCAUGCAUUGCAUUUUGUUAUGGUUCAUUCAUUGGGAGCAGUGAGUAGCCUACAUGCUCAUAUUUUAAAGAGACAAAAUUACAAUUUAGCUUAAAAAAUUGAGAAGACCCUAUCCUCACAUAAGGCGACCCCUCUGUACUGCACUGGCGCAUUUUGACAUGGAGAGCGAGGUCGUUUCUGAGGGGGGAGGGGUCAAUAAGAAGUACUUGAGAGCACGUUAGUGAAGCCUACUGGUAGAAAUAGGUAACUUCUUUUAAAGGGCACUGCCAAAACCCAAGCAUUUACCUUACAAUCCCUUUGUAGACAGAUUGUUAAAACUAAGAGGAAUAAAAGCAAUAUCUCUUUUUUUGAA
Messenger RNA from Conger conger (European conger), 4524 nucleotides. RefSeq names its product SPARC related modular calcium binding 1 (gene smoc1). Gene Ontology annotation, molecular function: extracellular matrix binding; calcium ion binding; heparin binding. The record is from RefSeq and is a predicted model, not a curated record. Lineage: Eukaryota; Metazoa; Chordata; Actinopteri; Anguilliformes; Congridae. The transcript has 14 exons. Bases 294 to 1778 code for a protein of 494 amino acids. Gene Ontology annotation, cellular component: basement membrane. Gene Ontology annotation, biological process: extracellular matrix organization.